AUGAAUACGCAGCCGGUAAAAGAGGUGGGGAGUGUAGAGAGUAAGGAAACCAGCACAGAGAGGGAGACAAAAAGUGAUUCGGGUGAACCGCCAGAAUUAUUAUUAAUGGAGCUAGAAGGUGAAGGAUUUCAAACACAGGGAAGUGAGGGGGACAUCACAGUAGUGAAAAGUCGAGGAAGAGACCCGAAGGCGGCAUCCUGGAAGAAGUUAAGGGCGAGCAGUUUGGGAGAUUUAAAUGGAAAAGACAUUAGAGAUUGGGCACGCAAUGAGGGAGCUAAGCGCAAAGGGAAAGAAAAAAGUGACAGAGAGCAGAAAGUGAGAGUAGUUUCGCAAGGAAAGAAGGAGGAAUCGGUAGAAGAGAUGAUAAGUCAGGGUUUUAAAAAGGUGCUUGAUAAGCUGGACGAGGAGAAAAAAGAAAGAAAGAAUCAGUUUGAUGAGCUAAAGAGGGAGUUUGUAAAAAUGGAAAAGAAGAACCAAGAAUUGGAUAGACGGGAAGCAGAAGAAAAAUGGAUGGAAGAGGAAGAAAGGAAAAAAAGGAGUAAAAACCUGGUUAUCAUUGGAUGGGAUAAAGGAGAAAAUACGGGUAAGGAGGAGGUGGCAAAAUUCUUUAGGGAGGAGCUGGGGGUAGAAAGCGAGAUAGAAGAUAUAGAAGGGGUCAAAAAUAUCGGAAAGGAGGGGAAGAAAAUGACAUGGGUAAGAAUGAAGAUGGGAGCAGGGAAAAGAGAGAUUAUAGAGAAGAAGAGAAGGUUAAAAGGGAAAAAGAUCUUUAUAGAGAACGACAGAACGAGAAAGGAAAGAAAUGCCCAGAAAGAAUUGCAUAGAAGAGCAUGGAUUGCCAGAAAUAAGGAGGAAGUAAAGGAGGUAAAAGUGGGGUUUCGGAAGCUCUGGCUAGACGGCGUGCUAUGGUGUUCUAGGAUCUACGGACUAGGAGCUAUCUAA
Messenger RNA from Cotesia congregata, 939 nucleotides. NCBI's taxonomy places the organism in Eukaryota, Metazoa, Arthropoda, Insecta, Hymenoptera, Braconidae. The record is from the annotation of a GenBank genome assembly.